This is a messenger RNA of Gasterosteus aculeatus aculeatus (three-spined stickleback), 637 nucleotides long. RefSeq names its product EF-hand calcium binding domain 10 (gene efcab10). The record is from RefSeq and is a predicted model, not a curated record. NCBI's taxonomy places the organism in Eukaryota, Metazoa, Chordata, Actinopteri, Perciformes, Gasterosteidae.
CGGAUGUCUGCAUUAUUGAGGAGCCUCGUGUGUGCGCGCGCGUGUCAGUUGGGUGUCGGCGUAUCCUAGCAACAAGCGAAAAGUCGAGCGGAAAAGAUGGCGUCGCAGAGGGAGCAGGACGCCGCUGACUACGUGCAGAAACACAAACUGCUCGAGCUCAUGGAGAACCUGAACAGCAUGCUGCUCUUCCACAGACCCGAGAAUCCCAGAGAGUUUCUUGUGGAGCAGCUGGAGUUAUCUCAGCAAAGUGGUAAAACGGGGCCCAGUCUGUUUAACAAUGACGACCUGGAUACAGUCUUUGGGUUACUGGACCCCAUUAAGCAAAAAUACAUCAACUUUGCCCAAUACAAGCAUGCUCUGACCACACUGGGCAUACAAACCAUUAAUGAAUGCCCAGAUGGUGUGAAUGAAGACAGAAUAACCCAUGAGACCUUCAUUGCAGAAGCGAUUGCAGGCAUGCAGAGAUGCUCAGCAACAUGUGAACAACUGUGAACUUUGGUUUAAUGUUGAUUUGAGCCAAUGUACUAUUUACUCAUGGCGCUGAGAUGUGUUUGGAUGAUGCUUUUGAGGAUUCGUGUGGCGCUUGUAUAUUGAACUCACUUUCUAUUAAACUGCCUCUGUGUUUUUCUGUCAGUCA